Molecule: messenger RNA, 4983 nt
Organism: Leguminivora glycinivorella
Lineage: Eukaryota; Metazoa; Arthropoda; Insecta; Lepidoptera; Tortricidae
Product: probable WRKY transcription factor protein 1
Exons: 7
Coding region: 144-4910 (1588 amino acids)
Source: RefSeq, a predicted model, not a curated record
GAAAAAGUGGCGUACUGAGAUAUCGUUUACAAUAUUAUUAUAUAGUGCAGACAGAAUGUUUUAAAAAUACUUGUGGCUAAUGGUUUUAAAGGUAUUUGUUAGUGGUGCAGUGAAAUAAUUCGUUUCCUUCGAAGCACCACAAAAUGUCCAAGUCACACUCAAAAAUCUCUCCGGCUCGGUCCCAGGGCUUCAUCACACCCCAACAACGAACCAGACGCACCCUGAGCUCUGCCUCGCCAGCUCAGUCCGAGGGCCGUCUCUCAACCGUGGUGGAGAAGUUUGUAAAGAGCGACAGGUUGGUGUUGUCACCGAUGAAGAGGAGAUCUGUGCUGCCGGAUGACACCGAUAUUGAGGCACCGAGGCGUGCAAGUUGGUGGAAGAAGCUGGAGGGAAGCUCCAGGGAUGUCCUCGAAGCCCUGGACACCAACAAGAUGCCUGACAACUUGCUCGAGGAAUAUGAGUUUGAAGUUGAAAAAGACAACAAACAGAGUCAAUCAGACCAACAGAGUCAAAGCAGCGACAACGAAUCAGUCGCCAGCAUCGUUGUACCGCAGAGAAGACUAUUCGACCAAAAGAAACAAACUCAAGCUAAAUUCGGCGACAUUAUGGGAUCACGCAAAUCCCUAGGAAGAACUAACAUCGAAGACCAAUCUAUAGAGGUCGCUCCUAAAAACCUCUUCAAUAAAGGACCUAGAAACCGACCAGUUUUUCCUGCUGCUUUACUCAACUCUACUAAUAAAACCAUAAAUAAAACUGUUGAACCAGAAAUAAACAAGCAGACUCGUCCAAAUCUCUUCGGUCAAGCUGGAACUAAAAGAAAAAACAUGUUCACUGAUUUUGUUCUGUCUGACGAUAGUGAAGGAGACUCAGAAGUACAACAUAAAGUGUUUGGUUUCAAAAAAAAUAACAAGAGAAUGAGUUUGGGUACUCGCAGUCGGCGAAUGCCGUCUCUAACGCCAAGCAUGACCACUGAAAUUGAUAUUGAUGAUUGGAAUCUUUUACCAUCUUCUACUAUGAUUGGGGCGCAAGAAGCUUCACAAAUUAGCGAUAAAGAUAUAGAAAUGCAAGACGAAAAUCAAGAUAAUACGCUUACAGACGACAUACCUUUAAAUCACACCAAUAAUACGAGCGUGAUACAAGAUGAAGAAAAUGAUAAAACACUUACAAAUGAAAACAUAGAUGUCAACAAAACUCAAGAUGGAAAUGUAAAGGAUGUGUCUAAAAGAGUGAACAAAACACGUGAGAAAAGCAAACUUAAUUCAAGUGCCAAAGAUAAAUCUUUGCAAAAUAAGUCUACUAAGCCAAGUGCCAAUAGUACUAAUACUAAAAAUAUGGAAACAGAAGAAGUGAUUGUUGAGCAACAACAAAAUAACACCGUCGCUGAUAAAAAUACUCGAUUAGCUGACAAUGAACAAUCGUUAGAAGACAAAAUGGCUGAAAUACAUGGAGAAAGUGUUGAAAUUGAAAAGAGUCGACUAAACACAGUAUCAAACAAAACAGGAGAAAACAUAGGUGUCGACAAGAGUCAAGAUGUAGUACCAAAAGAUGUUUCUAAGAAAGUAAACCAAACAUACAAUAAAAGUAAAAGUAAAUUGAAUACAAGUGUCCAAGAUAAAUCUUUACAAAACAAAUCUACUACCCAAGCUACCAAUGAUGCUGAAAAUAUGGAAGAAGUGGUUGCUAAGCAACAACAAAAUAAUGCUGCCGCUGAUAGAAAUGCUCUUUUAGCUGAAAAUGAACGAUCAUUACAUGGUGAAAUGGCUGAACUACACGGAGAAAGUGUUGAAAUAGAAAAAAGUCGACCAAAUGAACAGGAUCAUAAGAAUGGUUCUGAGGCAGCUCACAAAACAAAUCAUGUUGAAGAUAUGGGCGUUAUGUCUGGAAAAAAUAAAAGUAAAGACGAAAUAGAUGCCGACAUAGAAGAACCAGAAAUUAACAAUAGCAAAAAAGAAAUAGAUCCAACUCUUGAAGAAGAAAAUCAAGUUCAGUCAGAAGCAUGUAAAACAAAUGAAGAUAAGGACAAGAGUAAAGAAGAAGAGGAAAAGGAAGAAAGCGAACAAGAACACAGUGAAGAAGAGCAAGAACAAAGUGAAGUAGAACUAGAAAAGAAUGAAGUAGAACAAGAACACAGUGAAGAAGAACAAGAACAAAGUGAAGUAGAAGCAGACCAAAGCGAAGUAGAACCAGAACAGAGUGAAGAAGAACAGGAACAGAGCGAAGAAGAACAAGAACCAAGUGAGGUAGCUCAAGAAGAAAGUGAAGAGGAACAGCAAGAAAGCGAAGAAGAGCAGGAACCAAGUUUAGAUGAUCAGGAGAAUGAGAAUCAAACCGACGAAGCCAUCAGAGAUCAAGAUGAGGAAAUGCCUCCAGCAGACCAAGAUGAGGAGAUGGAAGAAAUGGUGUGGAAUGAUAACGAUGAGGAUAAGCUUAGUGAUGUUGCGGAAAAGGAACUUGCUACUAAAUCAGAACAAAUUAGCAAGAACCUCAGCAAACUGAAGCAUAUAGACAAAAGUAAAAAUAUUACAAAUAAGAGUCACAAAAUCGUAGACGAGUCUGCAGAUAACGAUAAAAUUGAGGAUGAGAACGACGUAGUAGAAGGAACGCCAAACAAUUCAACACACGACACGACAGGUCGAAAUAGGAAAAAAGACGUUUCUAAAAUCAAAUCACCAGAAGCAGUAUUACAAAAUAUAACUACAGAUAACGAAUCGUUCAGGCCUAUAGGUCGCAGUACCACUUUCAGAAAAUCUAAAAGUGUAUACGGAACUAUGAAUAUGGGGCACAGUUUAGCACCAGACCAAGAAAGUACUUUAGGCAAUGAAGGCUCGAGAAAUUCAAGCACAGAGGGCUCAGAAUGGGAUUCACAUCGCACCACUAGAAAAACUAUACGUCAGACUUUAGGAAAGGAAUAUACUACACGCAAAUCCUUGCGUGCUUUAGUAAUGGAGCAGUCUGCUAAACGUCAGACUGAACUUUACAAUAGAACUGCAUCAAAGUUUGAUAAAACUAAAAACAAAACGGUUACAGAAGACGGAAACGAUAAAAAUGCGUCGAAGAUGAACAAAACAGUCGUCGAAGACGGUAAUAACAAAAACGCAUCUACAAUUAACAAAACACAAAAUAAGACAGUCAUUGACGACGCUAAUAACGAUAACGCAUCUAACAAAACCAAAAACAAAACAGUUUCAGAAGACAUCGACCAUCAACAUAUCCGUUUUCGCAGAUCAAAUCGUGUUUCAAGCAAUCAGUCUCCUAAUUUGAAAUCCCCUGUGCAUGACACCUCGAUUCAUCAUGUGCCCGACCCACUUAUUUCAGAACAUCAAGUAUCUUACCAUAAAUCUCGGGCUCUUAUAUCUGAGAUUAUCUCUAACCCUGAUCAAUCAGUAAGCACACCAGAUAAUAAUGACUCCGGGCCAGAGAUAUCAAUGAAUGCAUCUUAUGGGCAAGGGAUGUCUGCAUCUGGCCAUGAAAUGCAAGAAACUGCAGAUAAAAUUAUUAACAAAGAUAAUUCACGCCGCAGCACUUCGAUACACUCAAAAUCUUUACAGCACAGUGAAGAGGUUUUAGACUAUGAAGCGUCAGAACAAGUAAUAUCUGGUCUUGAAGGUCAGGACGAUUCAGAACAUGAAUCUAUGAAUGAAAAGGAAUCGGAACCGGAAAAUGAAGAAAUUGAACAGUCCAAACAGGAAGCAGAAUCUGAAGUAGAACAUGAAGAUUCUCAACAGGAAAUAGAAGCGGAUUCUGAACACGAAACUCAAGAAGAGAUUGAAGAAUCCCAACAAGAAAUCGUAUCGGAUCAAGAGGAAAUCGAAGACGAACAUGAAGAGUCUCAACAAGAAAUAGAAUCAGAACAAGAUAUGGUAGAUGAACAAGACGAAUCUCAACAAGAGAUAGAUGAACAAGAUCAAUCUCAACAAGAAAUAGAAUCAGAUCAGGAGGAAUCUCAACAAGAGAUAGAAUCUGAGCAUGAACAGGAAUCCGAAAAUGAUGUAUCUCAAGAACAGGAAAGUGAUCAUGAUAUUAGAAACUACGAAACAGACCAAGAUGAUGACUUUAUAUCAGCACUGAAUUCUAAAUUCCAAACACCGGAAAAACGUGGAGCGUCAAGAGUAGUUUUCGACAGUAAUAUGAUGUCAGUUGAUGAGAUUGAUUUUGAAGGCGUGUCUAGACAAACUAAUGAUGUUACUGAGAAUACUGAGUCUGAAAGAGAAUCGGAAUUAAGACAUAGUGGGUCGUUCCGAAGGGCUUCGGAACCGAGGGUACAGGAUGUAUCGGUUGGGACGAAGAAAUCUAUGCUGAUGAUGCAACUGCAGAAAAUCACGCAAGAGAAUGAGGAACGGAGGAUGAAAAUUAGAGAAAGCGUCCAAAAAUCGCUAAAACCUACACGCUACAAUUUCAACGCAACGUCUCCCGUCCAGCGCAAAUAUUCCAUCCGUCGCAUGACUGAGCCUAAGAAACCUAGACCAAAGGCUAAACCUACAGGGGUACCUACAGACACCUUGCCUAAAGCGUUUUACGAAGACCUUAUGUAUAAGCCCCCAAAGAGAUUUCAACCAGCCACCGCCCCAUGGAUAACUAAAAGGCUGUACAAAUUUUUGGAAACCAAAUUGGAACCCAAAUACGACUACCGCGCCCGAAUUCGCGCCGAAGAGCUCGUCCAGACGAUCUUCAGCUUCGCUAAACUAGUGCGGCGCCACGACGCCGCGCCCGCGCAGGCUGUGGAGGAGCUCAAGAAGGAGAUGGCCCGGCUGCGAGUGGUCACCACUCACUAUGAAUUCUAUGACUUCUUCCAUGAGUUCAUGCCACGGGAGAUUAGGAUUAAGGUAAAUCCGGACGUGGUGAACAGAAUCCCGAUGCCUCGGAACGGAAUAUUUUCGGAAAUACUCCCGCCCCGCUCUGUGGUCGAGUGAAUUGUGUUUAAAUAUUAUUAUUAUCAUGUAUGAAAGUUAUUUGUUUAUUAAGUAUUAUAAGUUUUACAUGAAA